Phascolarctos cinereus (koala) is the source of this 7165-nucleotide messenger RNA. It is a transcript of the gene RGS5, whose product is annotated as regulator of G protein signaling 5. The record is from RefSeq and is a predicted model, not a curated record. NCBI's taxonomy places the organism in Eukaryota, Metazoa, Chordata, Mammalia, Diprotodontia, Phascolarctidae.
AGCAGCAGCAGCAGCAGCAGCAGCUCUGUCUGCACAACUGACUCUGCUUCCUAGCCAGCAAUUUACUCCAAAGCUACUGAUUGGCCAGACCACUGACAGAGGGCUGGGACAGAACCUCUAUAUAUUCCUAAAGGAGGCAAAGGCAGCCUCAGACCGUGCUGAAGUUGAGUUCGGACACUCCUACCGUCCUGUUCACAGUUUGAGCUCAAAACACAGGAAGUCAAAAUGUGCAAGGGACUAGCAGCCCUGCCCCACUCCUGCCUGGAAAGGGCCAAGGAGAUUAAGACUAAGUUGGGCACUCUCCUACAGAAGCCCGAUGCGACCAUCGACUUUAUCAUACCAUAUCCUGAUAAGCCGGAAAAGCCUGUGAAGACCCAAAAGCCUUCACCAGAAGAGGCUUUACAGUGGCGUGAUUCCCUGGAGAAGCUUUUGCAGAACAACUAUGGACUUGCCAGUUUCAAGAGUUUCCAAUCUGAGUUCAGUGAGGAGAACAUUGAGUUCUGGAUUGCCUGUGAGGAUUAUAAGAAGACCAAGUCACCCAUCAAGAUGGCUGAGAAGGCAAAGAAAAUUUAUGAAGAAUUCAUCCAAACUGAGGCUCCUAAAGAGGUGAAUAUUGACCAUUUCACUAAGGCCGUGACUAUGAAGAACCUGGUGGAACCUUCACCAAGUAGCUUUGACAUGGCCCAAAAGAGGAUCCAUGCCCUAAUGGAGAAGGAUUCCCUGCCGAGAUUCAUCCGAUCGGAGUUUUAUCAGGAACUGAUCAAGUAGCAAUGUGAAAGGCAUCUUGGGAGUCUUUUUUGCCCAGUAGCAACCUCCCUCUUUCUUUCCAGUAACCUACAAAGUUUUCCAUAGUAGACGUACCCUGAUGAUCACCCAACCUGAAAACAUCCAGGUGGUGUUGCUAAGAUAUUUUCCCCCACAUUGUUUUGGAUAUACUCAAGUUUGACCAGUGUUCCUGCUCAUAAAGUAUAAAACCUCAGAAUCUCAGAAUUGGAAGGCAUCCACAAGGACUGUCCAGUACAGUGCAGGCCUGAAUGAUGAUCUUUUCCACUAUAUUCUUGAGGCUGGUCAUCCAGCCUCUUCUCUCCUCGUAUGAAUAGGACAUAGAGCCUCAUCAUCUACUCAGAUCAGUCAUGCAAUGUGCUAAAAGGUUUCCCAUGUCAGAACAAAAGCAAGGGGAAACGAGGAGAAUUGACUGUAAUGAAGGAUGUGGGCAAAUCCAGUUCAGAUAAUGCAACCAGAUGAUUACAAACUGGGUUGACAACAGGUCUAAUUAUAUAAAAGUAGUUAAGAGGUAGUCAAAUAGAUUUCUUGUUGUUGUUUCCAUGACCCAGAGGGAACAAGAAUGCCAGAAUGAGUGCCAUUAUUUCUUCAGGCAUUUCUGAACCAUCAUGUAUAUCCAGGAAGAGGCAGAGAUCUUGUGAAGUAGCCCGCUCUUUAUUUUCUUAAACAGAUAUUAUUUAAGUUGUUGAAAGACAGCAUGGAGCACUGACUAGAGAGCCAGCCUUGGAAUCCCAAAGACCAGGGUUCAAGAUCUCCUUCAAACACACACAGCAAAGUCACUUAACUUUGAAGAGGGCCAGGCAACUCUCUUAGGUUACAAAUUACUGAACAAGUGCUGAUCUGUAUUCAUAGAGAAGAUCUCUUGCUAGAUGAAAUGAUGGGUUUGGACUUUUUUAAAAAGAUACUCUUUAAAAUUUUGUAUAUUCCCUCAGCAUCUUCAUGUAGGCUGAAAGUUAAAAAUACUAUUAUCAAUCAUUUAUGUCCAUAUAAAAACAGUCUAAGUUCUAGAGGCUUCUUCCCUUACAAAGAAAACACUAGAUUAUACUGUGCAAACAUCAGUGCAAUAGUGACAAUAUGGUCUUUUUUAGUCCAAGGUCUUGGUUCAAAAGAUGAUUUUUCAAAUUGCCUUCUGUAUAUCAGAAAACGAAAAUUUCUAAUACCUCAAACACCAAGUUGUGCAAAAUAAAAUCCACUUCUAUUCAAUCUCAUUGUUAAGGGGAUGGCUGUGGCAGAAUGCAGAACCAACUUGUGAUCUAAUGAAAUGAGAAAUAGUAUAGAUGGGGAGAAAUGGGAAAUGGUCUGUCUGUAACAAUUAUUCCAUGGCCUAGUCUUUGGGGUGCCCAGCCCUCAUUCUAACCAUUCCUGAGACCUUGAACAAAUGAGGACAGUGAUAAUAGUACUUUAUUCUUUAAAAAAAAGGAUAAAGAUCCCAAGUACCCCCUUCCUUCCCAGUCACACAUACGCUCUGAAUUGAACAUUGUCACAGAAUACUUAAUCUCCCUUGGUUGAUCAAUUGUUUACACCUAGAAAAAGGGGAGAAGUAUCUAAAAACUAUAAAGCAUGUAGACCUACCUAACAUAUGUACCUACUCCCCAAUACCAUCAUAGUUAAUUAGUAGAAAUAAUACUAUCUUUGAACACUCUUAUUUUUUUGGGAAAAGUUACCGUGACUAUCCCUAGAGCUAGAGGGAGAUGGAGUAGUCAGUAUUUUCCAAAACAAUGUGGUCUUUUAGCAACCCAAACUCUUCCCCCAAUUUCUGCUAUCAGCACUAAUGAACUCAUAAUCACAGUAGCCAUGCAUGACCCCAAGAUGCCUGAUAUAGCUCUUAACUCAUGGUACCAAGGUAUUUUGUGGUAUGUUUGUACUCUUGUCUAUUUUAGUAUGGUAAGCAACCUUGUUCUAUUUCUUUUCCCUGUAGUAGAUGUGCCAAAAUCAUUUUUCUUCAAAUUGUUGUGACAUAAAAAUGAAUCUGGAAGUCUGAGCAUAUUUAAAUCAUGUCUUUGAACAAAUUUAUCGGGGCAAUUGAGGUUUUGAUGAUGAAUUUCACUCAAAGAAGAAGGAUUCUGAUGCUAGCGAGAGGAAUAAAAUGUAUGUUGUACUUAAAGCAGAAAGAAUAAAUUGUUUAGUUUCCAGCAAUCUAUUUCCCCUUUCCCAUCCCUUUUUUCCAUUUGUUUUUGUAUUUGUCAGUCCUCUAUUUCCAUAAGAUUAUUUCUUUUUUAUUCAGUUGUUUCUUAAGGAUAAUGAAAGGAUUCUCCCAAUAUCACCCUAUGCUUUAAGAUAAAGCUAACCCUAAUGCUAAUCCACACCCAUGCAGAGUUUUCACAGGAUACUUCGUCUUUCCUGAUGAGCCAUUGCAUCACAUCUAGCAAAUGUCAAGGUGGAGGGGGAUGAGGUAGGUAGAAUAACCAAAAGUCACUGCUCACAGUUUCCUUCAUGUAUGCUAUGAAUCUGUCAUCCUCGGUCAGGUGCUCACUUCAAACACAAUCAAUCCAUGACACAGUGAAGAAUGACUCUAUGUCUAGAUAACUGUGUCUGUCCAUGAACCCUCACUUUCCCUAGUGUCCUGAUCUGGAUAACUCUUUGUUCCAACAGCUCAGGCACCCAGGAAUUUAUUCAAUGGCUUUUAAAAAAAAAAGAUUUGCAAUGAGAAUGUGAAGCCUAGGGUUAGACAAUUACUUGUUGAGUGGGUAUGUGCAGACCAACCACAAGAAAAGAAAACCUAAAGGUAUAUUUAUUAGCCUACGUUUUCCAAAGUAGCUGUCAACACAGGCAGGAAGAAAAAAGUAGAAAAAUGUGACAACCUCUUGGGCUAUGUGGUUCAGGCCUUCAUGGGGGGGGUUCAGGGAAAGUGGGACCCUCUUUGGCAACCUGGAGUUUUAAAAAGACUGAGGACACUUGGAGACAGGUUUUAAUUGUGUCAAAAUGUCUACAAAAGAGUAAAAACAAUUCAGCCAAAAAUCCAUGCAUUUUGUCUAGAAUAUAUCAAAUGUUCUGCUAUUUUAACUUACUUGGAACCUGACUUUUUAGUCUCUUUUUGUAUCUGUUUGGGGUCACACAGGAUGAUGGAGUAGAAUUGUCGGGGAGAAGGGUAAGAACUAUUUUUUCUAGAUUUUUUUCCUGAACUGCAUGAGCACGAGGACAAGGAGCUAAUAGUAUGUUUGUCUCCAUGCCUGUCAAACCAGCUCUUUUCAGUAGACACCCCCAAAUUAAAUGUGGUAAUGUUUUUAAAUGUCAGACAGACAUCCUCCUAAUAGAUGAAGUAAGUAGAAAAGACCAUAAACAAGAAAAAAUGCUGAAACUCAAAUUUGAAAAAAAAAUCUAAGUACUUUUAAAUCUCUGAAAAAACUUAUCUGAGAAUCUCUUUUAUUUAAAGAAUCAGACAAAAAGAGUAUUUACCAAAAAAUCGCUGUGUUACAAGCAGUUUCCAUAGAAACACAAUGAAAAUAAUUUCUUUUUCUGGGGAACAGGAGGAGUUGAGAUAUUUAUUCGAGAAUUUUUUAAAAUCUAAUAGUCUUGCAUCUUUUCCCCUCUUUUCCCUUGAGCAAAUUGCCUGGGAAAGCAUGAGACUUAAUAACAAGGGAGCACUGUGAUGCUUCCAUUUUCCUUCCUUGUGAAAAUAUAACUGCGGCUGUAAGUGGGUUUGGCCUGUGUGAGGUUGUGGAUGGUGGAGGAAGCAAACAAGGGUCAACAGCAGUGGGGAAUAUGUUUCUCUUCCCAGACAAAAAAAAAAUGAAGACUAGGCCAUGAAACUAGACCUUUUACUGCCUGGGUUUGUUAUGGGUUUCAGUUGGGUCAGAACAUGGGCUGAGGCAGGGCUGGGAAAAAGAAAUAGGACAACGAUUGUGAAGUAAAAUACAGGUUAUGUUGUUCCCAUUUGUUUGCUAUAAGUCUGCAUGGACAUAUUCCUGAGUGGAGACACAUAGAAACACGUUUCCUCUCUCUCUCUCUCUCUCUCUCUCUCUCUCUCUCUCUCUCUCUCUCUCUCUCUCUCUCUCUCCCCCUCUCUCCUUCUUUCUCUCAACUGAGCUCUCAGAUGGAGAUGUUUUGAAGUGAGGGGGUCCAUUUUCAGAGAAGCCAAGGCAAUUUAGCCCAGGCACUGUGAAAAAAAAAGAGCUAAAUGAAGUUAUAAACAACGUUCGGGACCUCCUUCUCCCCUUCAGUCAUAUCCUGGACAGAUAAGCUUGCAUGAUCAUUAUGAUUGUGAAGGGAUAGUUGAAACUUGGUGAGAAAAGUGACUUUAUGUAGUUUUUCUCGCUGCAUUUCCCCAAAAUAAAUUCAUUGUACGCAAAAUUGAGGUUGAGAUAAAGAUGGCAGUUGACAAGCUGUGAUGUAUGAAAACAAUGUGAUUUUUCCUUUUCUCUAAGUUAAGAUUCCCUGGUUCCAGAUCAUUCAGUACAAUACCAACUAAAUGUCUCAAUUUGUGCACCUUUCAUUUUCCAAUUUCUAUAAAAUUAGAGUUGAGUUCUAUAAAAUUAGAGCUUGUACCUAAUAUGCAUACCAGCAAGACCAUCCAUUCCCAUGCCUCUGAUUAAAACUGAAAUGCCCACACAAUCUCCCACUAAUUUAAUUAUGGGGCCAAUGUUGAAGCAAUCUGACUGGAUUGUGAUGUCACCCAUAGUUUAGGCUAACCAAAGCCUUCCGGCUUCAAGGCACCAGAGCUGGCCUGCUUCUGGGGAACAGACACAUUCUGAUCCAAUCAUUUUGGCUUCCAUUCCAUGCUUCAUCCUCUGCUCAGUGCUAUGAGGACUGUGUGACUGCAGAUGUGUUCUCCCUUCCUCCUCCUGAUUAUUGAAUCUGCUUAAGCAGCAUUGUUUAAAAAGAAUCUUAAAGAGCAUUAAUUUCAUCACUGAGCCAUAGCUUGUAUGCUUUUUGAUCAUCUUGUUGGCCAAGAAUGUUUCAGGAAAAGAACUUCCUUCCAUAAAAAAAUGUCCUAUCUAGCUGAACUUGGCCUCACCCUUCCUGGCAGACAGGGAUGAGCUAGGGAGAAGUGUGCCAGAUGUAUGUGUCCCCCAUUCAUUAAAGGGAGUCAAAGCUGCAUGCUAAGUUCUUCCCACAAAUCACCAAGAAAAAAAGAAGUUACUCUUAAUGGCUAGGAAACAAUUUUGAACAAGCCAUCAGACCCUGAUUUAUACAAAGCCCAAAUACUGCCACUUUUCAGAUUGUUUGGAAGGCACUUGCUUCUUAAUCAGUACCCUUCACAGUUCACUGAAUGAUGGAAAAAUGGUUAGAUAGGAGCUGCAUUUUAACUCUGGGCAGACCUCUGAUUACAACAAAGAAUGUCUGAGACCAGGUGUUCAUUCCAGUUGGUCUGGAGUGAGCUGAGAAGGCAUGAGCUUGGACUGGGGAGGUUGGAAAGCUUCCAUGACCCAAGGAGUUUGAACCCCAAGAGCCUGCUAACUCUUUGAGGGUUCAUGGCUUGGGAUCAUAGUGAAACUCAAAAACCCCCUAAAUGGGAUUGUCACGUAGUUACAUCUGGAGUGAGCCUUUCACUUUUCACCUUUCACUUCAAACAUCCCUCCUGAAGCUGCUGGUGGUAAACCCAUCCUUCUUCCCCAGGAGGCAUGUCCGGGUCCUGCCAGAGGGGUUUAUCUCUAAGACAGCUAAUCUUCCAUCUGAGAUAAGGUUCUUGAAACUGAAUGAAAGUCUGCGUAAGAUUUUAAGAGAAAAAAAUCCAAAAUAAAAAAAAACACUUUAGAAACUUAAUUUUAAUUGUAUUGCUUAAUGUUAAUCCACUUACUCUUUGAUUUUUUUGUUGAACAAACUAUCAAUAUAUUCCACAAUAGGUAUGGCCAAUUUAAAUGAGUUCCUUGAAGAAUAUCUAUCCCUCUUCUUUCCUUGAAGCUUCUCAUUUCUUCUCCAAAGCUGUCCUUGCCCUCCAACCUAGCCCCUGACAAAGAGAAGUUGAGGUAGUGGAUGGGAACUAGCUGUCUGGCUAAGAAAAUGGGCAACUUUAAAGACCCUUGUUACUAUGAAGGGAAAUGUUCAAGGUCACAUUGACAUAGGCAGAAUGGAGAGUUGGAGAAUUUGACAGUGGCUCAAAACAGUAAAAUCAAGUCAUCCCGAUAAAUUUGAUUAAAAGGGCAUUUCCCCUUCCUCAAAAGCAGGACUAAGGGGAGGGGUGGCCCCCAAUUUGAUAUUUACCUCAACUCUCAAUUUCACUUUGCUUUUAUUUCAUACAACCCAAGUACUGAGAAGGGGUUUGGAAAUCUAUGAUCUGACAUGUAUUCAUCUGCUACAGGGACAUUUGUAUUUUCCUCCUCAUUUUGUUAUCCAAUGUUUUAUGUAUCCUAACAUAUAUUGUGAUGAAUAAAUCAACAAACAUAUUAUGUAACCACUAUCACAUAUGUUAUGUAUUAAAUUCACAUCUAUAUAUUAACAUCAA